Molecule: messenger RNA, 4398 nt
Organism: Nerophis lumbriciformis (worm pipefish)
Lineage: Eukaryota; Metazoa; Chordata; Actinopteri; Syngnathiformes; Syngnathidae
Source: RefSeq, a predicted model, not a curated record
AUGGAGGACUCUAGUUUGUGCCUUGGUAUGUCAUCAGCGGUGCCCGACACCGAAGCCCACCUGAGCAGCGCGGUGCUCAACGGCCGCUACCCGAUCAGCCAGAAGCUCCACCAGCUCACCGCCCAGCUGGGACACGCUUUCCCCGAUCUGCACCGCCCGCAGCAGAUUCCCGAGGAGAAAGCGGCGGCACCGCUGGACGAGAAGAGCCACCACGCCGCCCUGGCCAGCCAACCUAUCAGCAGCCAGAUGGCGCUACUGGCCAACCAGCUCAACCGCGACAUCGACGCCGGAGCUUUGAGCGGCUUGAACGGACGCGUUGACCUGCAGCAAUUCCUCAACGGCCAAAACUUGGGCAUCAUGUCCCAGAUGAACGACAUCGAAGACGACGCCCGCAAGAACAGGAAGUACCCGUGCCCGCUGUGCGGCAAGCGCUUCCGCUUCAACAGUAUCUUGUCGCUGCACAUGCGAACCCACACGGGCGAGAAGCCCUUCAAAUGUCCCUACUGUGACCACAGGGCGGCUCAGAAGGGCAACCUGAAGAUCCACCUGCGGACCCACAAGCUGGGAAACCUGGGCAAAGGCCGAGGUCGAGUCCGUGAGGAGAACCGGCUGCUCCACGAGUUGGAAGAGCGAGCCAUCCUGAGGGAUAAGCAGAUGCGAGGCGGCGGUCUCCUGCAGACGGCCCCGCGCGAACCCCACGUCGGCCUCAACAACAGCGCCAACGCCCUCCAGCAACAACUGGGCUCGGCCUGCGGCCUGCCCACGCCCCCGGGCCUGAUCGCCCCGGAAACCGCCGCCCAGCCGUCGUCCUCGCCAAAACCGACCGGCCCCCAGGACGAGCAGUCCCUUAACCCGGCCGCGGGGUACCGUUGCACCUUCUGCAAGGGCAAGUUCAAAAAGCGAGAAGAACUGGACCGUCACAUCCGCAUCCUCCACAAGCCCUACAAAUGUACUCUCUGCGAAUUUGCCGCUGCCCACGAGGAGGAGCUUAUCAGCCACGUGGAGAAGGCCCACAUAACCGCCGAGAACACGCAGGGCCAGGGUUCCGGCGCGUCAGGUGGCAUGCAGAUGGCCACAGAGUUCCGCUGCGACGUGUGCGGCCAGGUGUUCAGCCAGGCCUGGUUUCUCAAGGGUCACAUGCGGAAACACAAGGAUUCCUUCGAGCACUGCUGUCAAAUAUGUGGCCGUCGCUUCAAGGAACCCUGGUUCCUCAAGAAUCACAUGAAGGUCCAUCUAAACAAGCUGGCCAUCAAGAGCAAACCGCCGCAGCCAACCGAGCAGGACGUGGCGUCUGUCAACAGCAUGAGCAGCCUGGCCCAGGAAGCUCACGCGAACCUUUACUCCCGCUACAUCUCCUGCCUGCAGGGAGGCUUUCUUUCUCCAGACAAACAAGGUCUGAGCGAGCAGCACCAAAUGUUGGCAAAGGCCGGAAUCGCCAUGAAGGAGAAGGAAAUGCUGGGGAAGCUCUUAGGCCCGAUGGCGGCGGGAAUCGGUCACGGGCUGGGAGAAAAUGAGAAGCGCUCCCUCCUGGGCUGCCUCAACCUGGUUCCGCCUCUCAAAUCCAGCUGCAUGGAGCGUCUGCAGGCCGCCGCCAAAGUGGCUGAGAUGGAUUCCCUCAACAGCUACCAAGCGUGGCAGAUUAUGGCUCGUGGCAUCGCUAUGGACCGUGCCUUCAUGCCCAAGGAGCAGCUGCAUCAGCAACAGCAGCACCACCACGCCGCCCCCGGGCAGGAGGAUGAUAUGACGGCAGCCGGUGCCGUGGCCUCCUUCUCCAAGGAGAAACAAGACUUUGCACACAUGACUUCCGCAGAUGGCUCCAAGAAGCAACUAUCAGAGGCUUUGCAGGGUUCCAAGGCCGCUAGUGCCGCCAUUAUGUCGAUUAAGGACGAAGCCAGAGGCUUCGACUUGAUGUCCCACCACAUCGGUGCCGAGACGCCCGGCAACCUGUCCGGCUUGGGGAACCCCAUUAUGGACUACGGCCUCUCCAACCUGAAGGAUAAGCCUUCAGAGUGCCCCGACUGCGGCCGGGUUUUCAGAACCUAUCACCAGAUGGUGGUCCACUCCCGCGUCCACGGCAAGGAUCGACGCGGCGCGGAGGAAGCGCUCCAGCAGCAAGGCGUGGACGAACGCCGCGGCUCGGCCAGCGACCCCGAGUCCCAGUCCAUCAGCCGUUCCACCACACCCGGGUCCUCCAAUGUGACCGAGGAGAGCGGAGCCGGAGGCGGACACUCGCAGACGGGAAGCGUCCAGGAUGACAGCCCGCAUCCCUCCUCACCUUCUUCAGAUGCCGGCGAGGAGGCGGCAUCGGCAGCAGCAAAGGUGGCCGUCAGCGUGCCGCCGUCCAUGUCGCAGCAUCGCGAGCGAUCCUUGGGCUCUGCCUCCAAAGACUGCCCCUACUGCGGGAAGUCCUUCCGUACCUCGCAUCACCUCAAGGUCCACCUGCGCAUUCACACAGGAGAGAAGCCCUACCGCUGCCCUCAUUGCGAUUACGCCGGCACCCAGUCCGCCAGUCUCAAGUACCACCUAGAGCGCCACCACCGCGAGCGGCAGAACGGCUCGGCCGCCUCCGGACACGCCCCCUCGUCGGAUCACAAAGACGACCACGGGAAGGCGUUGGGCGGCGGCGUCUUCGCCCGCCCCGACGUUCUACGCAAUGUCUUUAAGAGCAUUCCCCCCAACUUGGACUUCAGGGGACACUUGCUGCCGCAUCAGUGGGCUUCAGCCAGCGUGGCGGCGGCGAGCGAACGCGGGGAUCGCCAUUUCGACGCCGCGGCCGAGAACACGAAGGCCAACGACGCCGACGGCCCCGCCAGCUUCUCCGACCUGAGCCGGGCCUACCAAAGCAUGAUGGGGAACGGAGUUCACUUCCAAGGCUCUCUGCAGGCUUUCAUGGACAACUUUGUCCUCAACUCCAUGAAAAAAGAUAUGAAGGACAACCAGAGUCCUGUCCAGAUCCAAGCCGCCCAGUCCUACCACGAUAACGGCGAGCCCAGAGCCAAGCGAAUCGCCCUGACGGACCAGGAUAUGGAUGAUAAACUGGAGGUCAAGCAGAAUCCGGGACCCUUAAAACCCGGAUCCCAGUUCGAGCCACUGGACCUCUCCGUCUCGGUCCGGCCCGAGUCCGGCUCCGGUUCUCUCCCCGGCUCCUCCGUCACUAUCCACGACAACGUGGCGUGGCACGGCUGCCUCUUCUGCUCCUUCUCCACCGCGUCCCUGGAGCUCAUGGCCCUUCACCUCCAGGCCAACCAUCUGGGUCAGGCUCAGAGAGCCGACAUGGGAAAGGACGCGCACGGCGAGGCUUCUCCCAACACCGAGCAAUCGCCCAACAUCAAGAGUUUGCUCUUGGACAAAGACGGGGAUGGAGAGAGGAACCAGAUUGGCUGGAACAACCACAUCGACCAGCCCUACAACCCCUUCCAGAGCGACUUCUAUAGACGCUUUGGCGGCCUGUAUGACGGAUCCCCCCGGGGAGGGCCUCAGGGUCUCCAAGGCUACAUGUCUGCCACCGAGCAGGGACUGGAACUUCCGGGCAAGGCCUUCAGAGGGACAUCUUCAGCUGGGGAUGACCAAGUCGGCGAGAGAAGCUCUUGCGGAGACCCUGACGAGGAGCGGGUGGGCUCCGACGACGAGGUCGCAAAGUCUGAGACGCAAGUCUCCGGUGACACUCCGUCAACCACCCCCAAACGUGGGCGACAUCACUCCGACGAGGAGAGGGAGGAUGCCGAAGAGGACGAGGAGCGAGAAGACGAUGCGGACCGAGACGAAGGAGGAAGUCCCGCUCCGGACCGUGUUCAGAAUCACCAGAAGCAGCCGCAAGACGGUUUGGCCGCCUCGGUGUCGCUUUUCCAGCAAAAUCAGAAGCAAGUCUUGUCCCUGGAGAAGCCGUGGCAGCAAGGCCUGCCCCUCCUGCCUCCGACCGAAGCCCCGCCGGGACUUCUGAAGGCCGAACAGCAGAUAAACAUGAUGUCGGUUCUCCGAGCCUACGGGAGCGACAACCUGUCGGCCUUUAACGUGAAGAGACCCGAUGCGUCCGUCACGUUAGAGGAACUGCAGAUGGUUGCUACAGAAGCACCAAGUCCUAAAGACUCAUGUCUGAAAGGUAAAUUCAGUUUCCAGGCGGCAAAGACACCCACCGAAGGUCCCUGGAACGUCUCUGAAGCUCUCCUGCACUUUAGAGCCGCCACCUUCAAGUGUCUGCGGGAGGAAAACAUGGCAAACUCGUGUCGUCGCUUUAACUCGUUGGCCGCCAUCGACGGAGAUGCCAGUGAUAAACUCGUAUUACAGGUGACGUUGCAUAAAAGACCCGUGUCUCAAAAGAUCUGCGGUGACACCGACCACACGGCGCUACCUGGAAAGCCUAGAUCCGGUUACGUCGACGAGGACGGCAAAGUUCCGUGA